AGCUUUUGUUAUGCAUUUGUUUCACAAAGAUGCCCGACUGAUUUUGCAGAUUUGUGCGAAUGUAGUUAUGUUCCGUAUGGACCAGAAAACCGCUUAACCUAUGUUACCAACUGUACGAAUGCCGGUUUCGACAAUGCUCUGAUGUUAAGAAAACUACCACCUGAAACAGAAGUGCUUGUGUUCGUAGGAAAUGAAAUUAAAGACCUUCGAUUAAACAUAUUUGGACUGGAAAAUGUUUACGAGAAACUGCAUACGAUUGAUCUGUCCAACAACCAUAUUCAAACCAUAAAAGGUAAGACGUUUCAUAACGUAGCUAAUGUAACAAAACUCAUUCUUAACGAUAAUGAUUUAUACAUUAUUUCCAAAGAUCAUCAUCCAAGGAUGUUCAGCAAUUUUGUUAACCUUAAAGAACUGCAUCUCAGGAAUGUUUUUACUGAAAAAAUAAAAGCAGGAGACUAUUUGUCAAAUUUACUCCAGAUUUUUGAAAAUAGUUAUUUGUUUAAUCUUCGUGUUUUGAAUAUGGAAAACAACGAGAUAUCUCGGAUUGACCAGGAAGAAUUUUGUUCUUUAGCGGUUUUAGAAGAGUUAUAUUUAGCUCACAAUCAUCUGAAUGACAUUCCUCUAAAUUUCUCGUGCCUAAAGUAUCUGAAAAAACUUGACGUAAGAAAUAACUUAAUUCCUUAUCUUUCCGAUCAAACGCUUAAAAGUUUAGACACAAAUAAGCAACUGGAAAUUAAUUUAACAUCCAAUCCAUUUAAAUGCGAUUGCAGAAUGAUUAAAACUUUUGAAUGGAUGCUUACGACUUCAGUGACUCUAUCAAACAAGGAACAAUUAUACUGCUUCGAUGGCCAUCCUCCUAAUGUGGGAAAAAGAAUAUUUACACUACAUUUGAGUAAUUUGCAAUGUACUGAUACCGAGUGA
Stegodyphus dumicola is the source of this 921-nucleotide messenger RNA. RefSeq names its product trophoblast glycoprotein-like. The record is from RefSeq and is a predicted model, not a curated record. Gene Ontology annotation, cellular component: membrane. Gene Ontology annotation, molecular function: protein binding. Lineage: Eukaryota; Metazoa; Arthropoda; Arachnida; Araneae; Eresidae.